AUGAGAGUCUACGAACGUACUCCAAUCACUUUCUGGAAACCGAAAACAGCAAAAAGGUCCAAAGACGCCUCUCGGUUGCACUCCGGAUCGACAAGCAUGGGCAGACGGAGGGAGCGCUUGAGGGCGACCGAUGCUUCGCCGCACUGGCUGGGACGACUGCCGGGGUUUCGCAAGGCCAAUGCAGAUCUUGCGACGCCUCCAGACGGCGCAAAACGAUUCUUGCGACAUCAGGCAGACAGGAAGGAAAAGCGGCGCGAUGCGAGAAGGCAGAGACGCCAGGCUUCAAGUAGCCGUAGGUCCAGCCCACUGCCCAGAAUCACCGUACCUGAACCAGCUGCCGGCUCGGGUACACCAAGACCUCGUGCAGCUGGCGUGCCCAUCGACGCGAUUCGCAAAGCACUCAACAUGACGAAGAUUAGCGACAUGCCCGAAUCGUCCUCGAAGGCUUCAAAGGCGACACCUCGGCCAUCUCCGCCAGCUGAAUCUCAUAUACGCGACCGCGCAAGCUCCGACCCUGAUCGCUACGGAGCACAUGAAGUCAAGACACGCCACGAACCACCCACCGACGACGACGGAGAAGCCCGCCUGAACAAAGCCGUCAUCAAAGCUAAACAAAAGCUCAUCACGCACCCGCACGAGGCCUCGGAGCGCAUGGUCGCGAAACUCACAAAUGAGGUCAAGAAGUACCUGGCCUCGAGAAACGGUAACGAUGAACCGCGACCUCGAGAUCAAGACUCCCCGCAGCCGAGGACAGUGAUCGACGUACCACUCAGGCACCAGACUUUUGAUGCUGAAUCCGCUUUCGACGGCCCCUUCGAUGCCGACGCCCCCGAAUUCCCGUCGCACGAGACAGAUCCCCUCCUCCCCAGUGACAGUGACAGCGACGGCGACGGCGACGUAUUCCACACACCGCCGCAGCGCCGUAGCCCGCCCGGUGAGAUCUGUGGAUCCAGCGCGAUCCCGAUGCGCACGUAUACGCCGGGGAAGCAUCCGAUGACUGGGCGAGAUAAUCCGGAGAGGGAGGGGUCGUGGUGGCGGUGCUGGGAGUGGCGGUGCUGGGAGUGGCGGUUUUGGAGUUGUGGGUGGGGCAGGGAGGAGAGGGAGAGGAGAGGGUCUUUUGGGUCGUAG
This is a messenger RNA of Boeremia exigua, 1128 nucleotides long. RefSeq lists its product as uncharacterized. NCBI's taxonomy places the organism in Eukaryota, Fungi, Ascomycota, Dothideomycetes, Pleosporales, Didymellaceae. The record is from RefSeq and is a predicted model, not a curated record. The transcript is spliced from 3 exons. Bases 1 to 1128 code for a protein of 375 amino acids.